AUGACCAUCCCGAGCCAGAGUCCCCUAUAUAUAAAGGGCCAUUGUCAAAUUGAUGCCAUCCUGGCCUCAGCCGGUGGGACGAUUGCCAUCUGCAGUGGGUCGACUGUUGGUGGCGGGAUGGCAGCUGUCAAUGGGGCGACCGGUGGUGGUGGGGCAACUGGCAGUGGUGGCCGGAUGACUGGCGGCGGUGGGGCGACCGGUAGCGGCCGGCAGUCCGGCGGCGGCAUGACUGGCAGUGGUGGGGUGACCGGUGGCGGCUGGAUGACCGGCGGCGGGGUGACUGGCAGUGGUGGGGCGACCGGUGGCGGCCGGAUGACUGGCGGCGGGGUGACUGGCAGUGGUGGGGUGACCAGAGGGAUGUUCAGGAGAUCCUGCUCUACUAAUAUCUAUCUACAGUGCUGCUUUUCUGGAUACUGUACAAACUGA
Messenger RNA from Nilaparvata lugens (brown planthopper), 426 nucleotides. Its product is annotated as keratin, type I cytoskeletal 9-like. The transcript has a single exon. Bases 1 to 426 code for a protein of 141 amino acids. The record is from RefSeq and is a predicted model, not a curated record. Lineage: Eukaryota; Metazoa; Arthropoda; Insecta; Hemiptera; Delphacidae.